AUGAUUGACCCCGCACUUCUUCGACCAGGACGGCUCGACAAGGCCCUUUAUUGCGGUUUUCCAAACGAAGAAGAGCGUCUGGAAAUCCUCCGAGCGGUUUCGAACAAUAUGGAUCUCUCGGACGAGGCAGUCGAGUACCUUUCUGAGAUUGCGAGGGCUCCCAAGAGCGCUCACUUCUCGGGUGCUGACUUGCAAGCCGUCAUGUACUCUGCGCAGCUUCAACUCGUGCACGAAGAGCUCAAUGGCGACAGUUCCAAUCGAUGCAUCACCAAGACGCACGUCCGAACGGCAUUUGACAAUGCGAACCCAUCGACGUCCGAAGCUGCUCGACUGCACUUUGAGCGACUGUACGCCACUUUCUCAAGAGCUCGCAAGACGGACUUUGCAGUUGCACAAGCCGACGUUUCCGCGUCGACCGAGUCGCUCCAGUCGCACGUGGUUCCCCAACGCACAGCUCUCGCAUGA
Molecule: messenger RNA, 465 nt
Organism: Peronospora matthiolae
Lineage: Eukaryota; Oomycota; Peronosporomycetes; Peronosporales; Peronosporaceae
Source: the annotation of a GenBank genome assembly